GUUCUCCUUAUAUUCAACUGGAUCCCUCUUGGAUUUCUCUAGUAUCACGCAUCAUGAAGCUCUCAACCGUAUUUUACGCCUUUCUGGCAUCAAGCACCGUAUCGGCCCUGCCCUUGGAGUCUGAUAUUACAGAUAUCUCUGUCCGUGCUGACUCUAGUCUUGUGGGUUACCUUGGAGUCUUCUUCCUGGGAGACGCACCAAAUGUCUACUUCUACUUGAGCAAUGGAAACAAUGCGCUCUCCUUCAAAGCUUUGAAGGGCGGUCAGGCAAUUCUCGACCCAUCUUCCGGUACGGGCGGAGUCCGCGAUCCGUCUAUUAUCAACGGUGGUGGAUCUGAGGCUGGCAAAAAAUGGUAUAUCAUGGGAACCGAUUUAGAUAUCGCAAAGACCACCUGGGACGCAUCUCAGCGUAAAGGGUCUCUCAGUAUUUAUAUCUGGGAAAGCACAGAUCUAAUUAACUGGGGCUCUGAGAGGUUGAUAAAAGUUGAGAACGACCAAGCUGGAAUGGUGUGGGCGCCUGAUGCAAUUUGGGAUGCGAGCAAGGGUGAGAUCCCAAAACCUGUCUUAGAAGGCGAUGGUUAUAUUGACACCUCUCCAGGCCAAUACUUGGUUCACUGGGCAUCCAAAUUCUACUCCACGUCCGACUCCCAGCACACUGGAACCCCUGGUGCCAGCCAAAUCCGAUAUGCUUACACCAGCGACUUCAAAACCUUCACCUCGCCACAGACUCUCAUCGCCGCCUCAACUCCCGUCAUCGACCUAGCAAUCUUACAGCUACCACAAUAUGGCGCCAAUAGCUACGCACGCUUCCUUAAGGAUGAGUCCGCCUCACUCGUCUACAUGGAACGGUCAGACAACGGUUUAUUCGGUACCUGGACACGACCCGGCGGCGCCUCGGCUUGGAUUCACACUCAGGUUGAGGGCCCAUACGCCUACCUAGAUAAUCAAGUUAAUGGGAAGGUCAACCUGCUGUUAGAUUAUUAUGGCAGUGAUGGGUACAGGCCAUUUACGUCAACGAAUCUGAAUGCCAAUGCCUGGGUGGAUGGGGAUCGAACGAAUUUCCCAACGUACUUGAGGCAUGGUUCGGUUAUUGGAAUCAACCAGGCGAGAUAUGAUGCGCUGAAUGCGAAAUGGGGGGCUCAUGCUCCUCCAGAUACCGCCGCCAAGCACCCACGCCUGACGGCCGCUGAGGUGACGGCAUUGCCUAGCUACCCAUCAGUGACGUGGAAACUUCAGCCAACACAGGAGGGAAAGUUGAAAGUUGCAGAGGGGAGAGGAGGUCCUUUGAACAUUUCAUGGGAGGUACACGGAACGGGAAAGACGAAGGUUAUAGCGAUCACAGGACUUGGAGCCAACAAGGCAGCAUGGCAACGCCAAACAUUAAGGUUUGGCCACGAGCAGGGAGAUCAGUACUCCUUCUUGAUCUUCGAUAACCGCGGUAUUGGCCGCUCUGACAAGCCUGUCAUGCGCUACUCGACCUCCGAAAUGGCGAAGGAUGUUGUCGAGCUCGCAGAUCACUUAGGCUGGACUCAGGAGCGGGAAUUGCACGUUAUUGGGGUGUCAAUGGGCGGUAUGAUCGCACAGGAACUCGGUCAACUCAUACCCGAGCGCAUAUGCUCACUUUCUCUUUUCUCCACUCUUGCACGUUUCCAGCGCACCGUCCCUUUCCUGCAAAAUGUACGUAACAGAGUCAGCAUGUUUUUGCCCAAGUCCCUUGAUCGCACCAUCAUCGACGUCGCCUACAACAUGUUCCCUGACAGCUGGCUCGACGCUCCCGACACCCUACACCUGCCUUCCUCAACCACACCCGGCUGCCUCCCUGCCGCCGGCCACACGGACUGGGAGUCGGGCGCGUACGGCCACUUCCCGACCAACUUUGCGCGCAUCGCAGCGCAAGAUCUAGAGAAGCGUUCGGAUACAGACAGCUUUGGACCGAAGGGUUUCAUUUUACAAGCCAUUGCUGCGGGGUGGCAUGACAUGAGUCCAGAGCGGCUGAAGGAGCUUGGGGACAAGGUGGGGAGGGAGAGGAUUUUGGUUGUGCAUGGAACCGAGGAUCGCAUGCUGACGUUCCCUCAUGGGGAGGCUCUAAUAAAGCAACUGGAGCCUGGACAGAGUUACGUGAGGGAGGGGAGGGGACAUGUUCUUUUGAUAGAAGAGCAGGACUGGCAUGACGAAACUAUAGCGAAAUUAUGGGCGAAGACUGCUUCGUUAUCGUGUGAUGAACGGCGCCCAUCAUGCGUCAAUUGUACCACGUCAGAGCGUUCCUGUCUUUAUCUUGAUACUGGGCGCAAGCCGCCGAUUGUAUCGCCUGCUUCACCGGCCAGUUCACCAGCUUUGAGCAACGCAAGUCAUGCAAGUUUUGCUGGUUCUCCAGCUGCCACUUCGGCCACGGCAGUACGUGUGAACGGCUCCUUUUCACCUCUUGGAAGCUCGCCAGUGUCAUCGGACCGCCAAAGCCAAUUCACGCCAUCUACCAUUUCUCCAGUUAUUGCCGGUUCAACGAUUGGAGAAGCACUGCCUCAUGGGGUCAAUGGCACGGUUAACAUGCUGCAUAUGGAGCUCCUCUACCACGCAUUGCAGGAGAAGUCUUUAUACGUCGGCGCCAGCCAAAGUUAUUCCCAGACCAUGACCGAUAUGGUAAUUCCGCCAGCUUUGACCCAUCCAUUCCUAAUGUACGAAUUACUUGCGUUGUCAGCCCUUCAUCUCGCCGUGGUACAGCCAAACCGACAACAACUUCUUGAGAGCGUCGCUGCAGAACUUCAAACAGUCGCCCUCUCAUCAUUCAAUCAAACAUGCCAUCAAGUUACACCAACCAACUGUCUCCCAAUGUUCGUUUUCUCCUCGUUCAUAGGUAACCAUGUAUUCUACACCACGUUCAAAUAUCACAGCGACAACUUCCACAGCUUCCUCGAAGAGUUCGUCAAGUAUAUGCAAGUCCACCGCGGUGUCCGGUCCGUUAUUUCCAACAACUGGGAGAUGCUACGCGAAUUAUCAGCUAAAGCGCUCAUGCUCGAGGAUGAGAGCGAUUUGCCACAGCGCGGCCAACCGCAGGGUAACGAGUGCGACAGCCUUCGCCACCUCCUCGAGGCAGCUGACAUUAGCCCCGCGACCAGAGAAACAUACAUGCAGGCCGUCGAGAGCCUACAAUGGGGGUUUGACGCCCAGCGCGUGCGACAUGUAGUUGGUCUAGCGUUUGCCUGGCCGAUUCAAAUUUCCACUGAGUACUUGGAUCUGUUGAAGCAGCGCAGGCCGGAGGCGCUCGCUAUUUUGGCACAUUUCGCUGUGAUGCUGCAUUCGCAUCGUGACGCCUGGCUGGUUGGGGGUUCUGGGAGGUAUAUUAUCGAGUCUAUCUCGGGGUACUUGGGAACGUAUUGGGAGAAUUGGUUGGCUUGGCCGAGUGCGGCUCUUGCCGAGUCUUCUACGCCUGCGGAAUAG
Messenger RNA from Pseudogymnoascus verrucosus, 3434 nucleotides. RefSeq lists its product as uncharacterized. Gene Ontology annotation, biological process: regulation of transcription by RNA polymerase II. Gene Ontology annotation, molecular function: DNA-binding transcription activator activity, RNA polymerase II-specific. The transcript is spliced from 8 exons. The record is from RefSeq and is a predicted model, not a curated record. NCBI's taxonomy places the organism in Eukaryota, Fungi, Ascomycota, Leotiomycetes, Thelebolales, Thelebolaceae. Bases 54 to 3434 code for a protein of 1126 amino acids.